ACUCGGUCGAGAUCCAAAUCCUCCUCCUCUCCACAAGGUUACGUGAACCACAACACUCACAUCCUCUCCGUCACGAAGCGCACUCAGUCAUUGAUCUGGGCCAUUGCCCUGAUGAUCAAUGGCUUCAAGGCCUUCAGCUCCGUACCGUCCCCCAAGCCAUAAUGUGGGCGAUUCGCGCCGGUCGCCACGCGAACCACGAGACCAAUCGCCGGGCCGGUAUAAUGACAGAAAUGAUAGGAAUGAUAGAGAUGAAUAUAGAGGAGGUUCACACACAUCGGAGAGGAGACGGUCGAUACCCGAUAUUCGGACGAACAACAACGCCUUCAAUUCGAAUAGAGACAACUUCAGAGAGCCGAUGGGCAGAGAGCCAACUAGAGAUUUCCCUCCGCGCGAUACACCCAGAGGCCCAAGAAACUUGAUCGACGCACCCACAGGUCCUCGCGCAUCGAGCUACGGAUCAUCUGAGUAUCGUGGAGACAGUCGAGACGUUCCCUACGGACAUCGUGACUACAGAGGUGAUCGAGGUUUGAGCCGUGGUAGAGGUCGAGGCUGGAGAGAUGAUAGUCGAGAUCGCCGGGAUGGCCCUAAUUUUCGCCGAGAUGAUCGUCAUGAACGAGGUCAAUCGUAUCGAGAUGAUGGUCGAGAUCGUUGGGGUAGAGAGCCAUACAACAGCAGCCGAAGACCGACGUCACCACGAGGUCGAGGUCGUUCGCCAACAUAUGUACCUCGAGAGGCGCGAGAUGCGCCUCCAGGAAUCGAGGUAGACCGUGCUAGACGAGGUUCUCGCGAUGGUCCACUUUCAGGAGGCUCACCUUCAUCAGACAGUGCUCCCUUUUCUCGUGGAUACAGCAGGCCACCUCGAGGCAACAGAGGCCGUGGUAGACCUUAUUACGAUGAUAGACGCAGCAGAUCUCCAGACCCUUCUCGGACCCGCCGAACUCAACCAUCAGCUACACCUCCUCCCCAGGUUCCAGCUUUUGGCUCCAAUGUAUCCGUUCCAGGACCAGUGCCAGGAGUUGCUGUGCCGACUGCACCCCGUUAUGAACGUGUCAUUCGGCGUGGCCACGGGUAUGCUCCAUCAUCCGUCAAUCUGGCAAUCGAUAAUUCCAAGAAGGAGGAACCAGUCACGACUCCUCAAUCGGUUCAGAAGUCACCAUCUGUAGUGCCUCCAAAUGAUCGUGAGAUUACUUCGGAGAAGGAUGAGAACGAAACGAGCGAGAAGAGUGAACAACAAAUUCAGGCAAGUUCUCCAGACAAAGAUCCCAAAGCUAUUGCCCAAUCGGAUCGCAAACGCAAAGCUAUCAUUGGUAAACGUCAGCCAAAACCUAUUAUUCGAGACGUGUCUGAUGUCGAAGACUCCGGCGAUGAUCUUGAUGAUGGCUACUUUGAAGAAGAGAUGGCCAAGGUCCAGAAACAAAUCGAGCAGAUUCGCGAUGACAAUCCUCUAAUGCCGCGCGAAGACCCAGAAGCACCAUUCCUGACUCCGUUCAUCGAGGCCAAUGUUGAUGAGGUACCUAGUUCCAUCAAGGUUUUAGCCCCUCAACCUUGUAUCGCCCCAGAAGUCAAGCAAGAACAGCCGCAAAUUUCGGAGCCUCUGGUCUCAGCAAGCAUACUUGCCACUGAGCCUUCACCGACCAUAUUAGGCCCGCGGCCAACGUCAAAAGGCAAGAGUCGUUCCGCUACUCCUCUACCGUCCGAGCCGAUUGCGAAGCCUGUAAGCCGAAAUGAAGCAAUUAUCUCCGCCAUGGAACCUCGCCCUGCGACUGCGAAGCGAGAUAAUAGAGAAGGGGCAGUCAUUCCAGCAUGGGAUCCUACGAUGUUUCUCCAGGGUCCAAGCAAGGCUUUGGGCAAAGAGCCUUCUAGUGCAACUCCUACAGCAACCUUAAAGGAUACUACAAAUCACUCUUACAAUCAAACAGAUACGCCUAUGCUGGAUGACAAAUCUCUACCCCCAACAUUACCAAUGGACCUCGAUGGAUCUAUGGGAGGUCCAGGGAAUCUUUCACGCUCAAGAGCAGAUGUCCUAGUACUCAAUGGAAGAGCCAUUGAACUGGAUAACGUGGCGAUCCGAGAGCGCACUACCAUGGAGGACUCUUUUGCUCCUACAAACGAGCCUCUACCUCGUGCAAAUGCGAAUUCUUCACGUCGAUCAUCAGCCACACCAUCUCAUAGUAAGAGAGAAGGAUCAAGCGAUGCGAUCGGAUACAGACCCAUCAUCGCCCCCAGACCUCGGAAACCAGUAGUUGAUAACUUUUCGGAUGACGAAGACGAUCAAGAUGUAACUGUUCGCGAGGAAGAGUUAGAAAAGGUCAGGCCUUUUAUGAAGACACCACCAAUUGACAGUCUACCAAACUUCAAUUGUGUCCCGUUCCACGAAGACAAAGCUUUCUUGGCGAAAAUGGAUGCGUUGUGGACAGAUGACAAGAUCAACGCGAUCAUCAUCAAGAACAGGAAGCUGGAAGAGGACAGAGCAGCACUUGAGCAAGCAGAUGCGCGAGUGCUUUACCAACGAAAGCAAGAAGAGUAUCUUCAAUACGCAAGGUUUUCUAAUGACGAUCUAGCUGUAAAGAGCAGAGAAAAAUUUGCAAAAUCCAAAGCAAAGACUGCUCUGGAAGCUGCUGCACCACAAUCGACUUCCAUACCUUCCAGCGGAGCUAAGCCUGAAGGUCAGCGCCGAUCGACGAGUAGAUGGGCCACUGAGCAUGACUUCGAAAGAGUUCUUCGAGAAUCUGAGCAAGAGGCGAAGGAAAAGAAAGAGAGGGAAGACCGUGCUGCAAGAGCAAAGACUGCCAGUGCCAAGGAAGCCACUAUUCCAGCACAGAUUUGGAGUCAAGCAGAGUGGGACAAAACUGCAUAUACCGACAACACUGGGACGGUACCUUUCGACAGAUCGUUUGCUCGUUUAGAAUUCGGCGAGCCAAUUGACCCCCUUACCGAGGAAGAAUGUAAGAUCUUCGAGGAGAUUUAUAUGGAGUAUCCUAAGCAAUUCUCCAAGAUUGCUGAACAUCUUCCUGGGCGGGAUUACAAAGUUUGCAUUCAACACUACUAUGCGGUCAAGCAUACGUUGAAUUUGAAAGAGAGACUGAAGAAGCAGCCUAAGAAGAAAAAGGGCAGAAAAGCUUCAGGCAAAAAUCCCAAGUCCAACGCACUGAUGGCAGAUCUCGGUAUAUCCAUUCGAGACGAGGUAGAAGAGGGUCAAGAUGCCGACAAUGGUGAGAGACGACGCCCGAGACGAGCUGCCGCUCCGACCUGGCCAAUCGAAACGCCUGCAAGUGAAAACGAGGUAGCCAGUCCUGCACCAACCCCGGGCCGCAAAUCAGCUGCCAAAGGUGAUACGAACGGCGAUGCGCCGCCACCUAAGCGGAAGACCAAAGCUACCCGGGAGAAAGGAUCGAAGCAGACAAAAAACAACCAACUUCUCGCUGCGGCUCCUAGUACAUCAGCAACUGGCCAACCUGAAUCGCCUGUACCUCCGACCGUGCCAUCUGCCGAAUGGAGAAAUCGUCCCAAACUGUAUUCCCCUCGGUCCUCGCGCCAGCUGAAAAGCCUGGUCAUGUUCUUCCCUCCAACCCAGAGAUCAUUUCUCAGCCUGCAUUUCCCCAACAAGAACGUCUUGACUCUGCUCCACCUCAAGGAUUUGAGCAACAAUCGGAUCGUAGGAGCAUUCAACAAACGUCGAGCUACUGGAGUGUCCCCGAGCAGAACGAGUUCCCGCUGUUGUUGAAACAUUUUGGCACUGAUUGGCAUGGAAUUGCGAAGCACAUGACUUCGAAGACCCAUAUUAGGUAAAAAACUACUACCAGCGGCAGGUGGAUUCGGGCAAGAUGAAAGAAUGGGAAGAUUUCACCAAAGAGGCGGACGCCAAAAGAGAGAGGGGAGAAAUCCUUCCUGAGCUUCCACCACCGCCACCUAUGCCACCCAAAAAACGCUAUGAUAUUACUCCAAACAAUCUUCCGAGAUCUGGCUCAGCUAUG
Molecule: messenger RNA, 3974 nt
Organism: Mollisia scopiformis
Lineage: Eukaryota; Fungi; Ascomycota; Leotiomycetes; Helotiales; Mollisiaceae
Exons: 4
Coding region: 119-3724 (1201 amino acids)
Biological process (GO): regulation of transcription by RNA polymerase II
Cellular component (GO): Set3 complex
Source: RefSeq, a predicted model, not a curated record